AUGGCGGCUACAACUCUUCACUUACACCCCGAAACCAAACCAGAAUGGUGGAAGGAAGCAACUGUUUAUCAAAUUUAUCCUGCAUCCUUCAAGGACUCUAACAAUGAUGGAUGGGGUGACCUAAAUGGAAUCAAGUCAAAGCUUGGAUACUUGAAGGAUCUCGGAGUGGAUUGCAUCUGGAUAUGUCCAUUCUAUGAGUCUCCUCAGAAGGAUAUGGGUUAUGAUAUCGCUGACUAUGAGAAGGUCUGGUCGACUUACGGUACGAACAAGGACAUUUUUGACUUGAUCGACAAAGUGCACAGCAUGCGUAUGAAGAUCGUUGUUGACUUAGUUCUCUGUUACACCUCUGACCAGAACAAGUGGUUCAAAGAGUCCAGGUCUAGUAUUGAUAAUCCUAAAAGAGAUUGGUUUAUGUGGAAAAAGCCAAAGGGAUAUGACAAGUCUGGAAAACCUAUUCCACCGAACAAUUGGAGAUCUUUCUUUGGUGGAUCGUCUUGGGAAUACGACAAGAAGACAAAAGAGUUUUACUUGCACACGUUCACAGUCGAACAGCCCGAUUACAACUGGGAAAAUGCCGAGUGUCGUGCUGCUAUGUUUGAGAAUGCAGUUGGUUACUGGUUGAGACACGGGGUUGAUGGCUUCAGAAUAGAUGUUGGCGGUAUGUACUCGAAGGUUGCUGGUUUACCAGAUGCUCCAAUCACCAAUCCUAAGGAUGAAUAUCAGAUGGCAGGAGAACUUUCCCAAAACGGACCAAGAAUCCAUGAAUAUCAUAAAUUGAUGCAUCACUACAUGAUGUCCCAAAUUGAUGACAAGAGAGAUCUUUUGACUGUUGGUGAGAUUGGUACUGCAGACGACAAAAAUCAGUUCCUUUAUACAGGAGCUGACAGAGGAGAGUUGUCUGAGAUGUUCAACUGUAAGCAUGUUAGUCUUGGCCAGUCGGAAGCCUUUAAGUACGAUGUUGUGCAAUUUAGCUUGAAAGAUUUCAAGCUUGCUCUUGCGGACUCUUUCCUUUGGGCCAAUGGCACCAAUGGAUGGUCCACGGCUUUCUUAGAGAAUCAUGAUCAGUCAAGAUCUGUCUCUCGAUUUGGUAAUGAUUCUACACCGGAAUCACGGGUUGCUUCCGGUAAACUUUUGGCAACUCUCUUGAUUUCUUUGACCGGCACAUUAUAUGUAUACCAAGGACAAGAAUUGGGUUGUGUAAACUGCAAAGAUUGGAAAAUCAGUGACUUUGAGGACGUUGAAUGUCUCAACAACUACAGAAUCUUUUGCGAGAAAUACGGAAAGAAUUCACAGGAGGUUGUCGACUUCAAAAAGGGUAUAGACAUGUUCUCUAGAGAUCAUGCUCGUGCUCCUUUCCCAUGGUCCAGCGAGAAACCUUAUGCUGAUUUCACUGAUGGUGCUAAGCCUUGGCUCAAGAUAAACGAAUUCUUCAAGACUGGAAUUAAUGCUGCAGACGAAAUCAAGGACCCGAAUUCCGUUUUGAACUUCUGGAAGAAAGCAUUGAAGUUUAGAAAGGCCAACAAAGAUAUUUUAAUCUACGGUUAUGACUUUGAGUUCAUUGACUUGGAAAAUCUAAAGCUAUUUUCAUUCACUAAGAAGUAUGGCUUCAAAACCUUGUUUGCUGCAUUAAACUUCUCGGAUGACGAUCUAAAGUUUACUUUGCCUAAGGAUAAGUCGUUCAAAUUUGUUUUUGGCACUCACAGCCUUCCAAAGCAAUCUGAGACUGUCUUGAGACCAUGGGAGGCAAGAUUAUAUCUUGCAGAUUAA
This is a messenger RNA of Brettanomyces nanus, 1767 nucleotides long. Its product is annotated as oligo-1,6-glucosidase ima3. The record is from RefSeq and is a predicted model, not a curated record. NCBI's taxonomy places the organism in Eukaryota, Fungi, Ascomycota, Pichiomycetes, Pichiales, Pichiaceae. Bases 1 to 1767 code for a protein of 588 amino acids. Gene Ontology annotation, molecular function: alpha-amylase activity. The transcript has a single exon. Gene Ontology annotation, biological process: oligosaccharide catabolic process.